Molecule: messenger RNA, 2514 nt
Organism: Bipolaris oryzae ATCC 44560
Lineage: Eukaryota; Fungi; Ascomycota; Dothideomycetes; Pleosporales; Pleosporaceae
Exons: 2
Molecular function (GO): protein binding
Source: RefSeq, a predicted model, not a curated record
AUGUCUAGCGCUCUGGCGAAAGCCUCGCCCUUGAGGCCUGAGAUACGCCUCGCUCAGGCUGUUUCAGAGUUUGAAGCCGACCUUUCACAUGAGCAAAAGUCGACAUUCCAAACGAUCAGGUCGCAGUCGCUCUUAACAAUACCCAGCCUACGUGAAGUUAUGCAGCUAACGGCUGAGGUUGAUCGUCACACAUCGAAGAAGUUUAGCAAUGCCUGUUUUGGGCCUCGGUUUACCAAUUUCCUUCAUGGAGUCCAGCAGUUCGCGACUCUUGGAGACAUCAUGGUUGGAGGAUCGCAAAACUUGCUAGCAUGUGGCGUGUGGUCAUUGGUACGCAUGUCAUUGUUGUCGAUUGUGAACCUUUCGAACUACAUCGAUAAGCUGUCCUCGCUAUUCAUGGAUGUCGGCCGUUCUGCCCCACGCUACCAAGCAAUUGCCCUACUAUACCCUCGGUCCUCGGAGCUACAAUCAAACCUCUCUGAGUACUUCAUCGUCGUAGUUGGCCUAUGUCAUUACCUGUUCAAGUUCGGACAAAAAUCAGCUAUGCAGCAAUUUGCGUCCUCGCUAAGCGAUGCGCACUUGAAGACCUUCCAGACAGAUCUUCAUAAGUGGGCAAAUUCUAUCAAAGAGCAGAUGGGCAUAAAUGAAGCUCAAGAAAACUCCACUCUCAGAGCUUUGACGAGGCAAAUGUUCAAGUCUACUUCCUAUCAGCAGAGACUUGCAGUUAACGCGCGGGUACUCAACUUUUGCUCUACGUACGAUUAUCAAGUAACGUGGAAGCAAAUUCGAAAGGCCGGUAAUAUGUCCUUCUAUAGACAGCAAGCAGAGUAUCGAGAGUGGAGGGAUAGCUCGUAUUCUAGCACACUGUUGUAUGUAGGCAAAUUGGGCUCGGGAAAGUCGGUAUUGCUAGCCAAUAUCGUGGAUGACCUUAGCCUCUCUGCUAAGGACCCACCCUUGGUGGCGUACUUUUUUUGCAAACAUGACAUUCCAGAAAGUCUCCAGGCACGGACGAUCAUCGGUUCUCUGGCACGACAGCUUCUACGUACUGUUCCAGACCUUGGCGUACUUGCUAAGAGUUGCGAAAACACUCACAAUAUAGGCGAUACUGAGAAGGUGCUUGGAAUGCUUCUUCAAGGCUUUCCCGCUGAUAAAAGAGUGUACUUUGUGCUUGAUGGCCUAGGCGAAUGCGAUGAUGAGGAGAAAGAGACGUUAGUGCAGGCAAUCAGGAAGAUCCAGGUGAAGCUAAAGAUGCUAGUCUGUGCUUCUUUUCGAGAAGAGGCAAACAAUGGCCUGCAGUCGAUUACUACCAAUAAUCAACUCUUGACCAUUCGCGCUAUCUCCAUACCAGAAGACAACCCAGAUAUUGACGCUUUUAUCGAAGCAGACCUUGAGCGUUGCCUUCGCCAAGAACGCCUAACGAUUGGAGAUCCAACUCUAAUCUUAGAGAUUCAAGACAAGCUGUCCAAAGGCUCGCAAGGAAUGUUCCUUUGGGUAGCUCUUCAAAUCCAGACUUUGUGCGACAUGAAAACUGAUCACGCUAUCCGGGAAGCACUGGCAGACCUGCCGAAAGACCUCUCGGAAACAUUUGCUAGGAUUCUACGGAAGUCAGCACAGUCAGGAAAAUCAGGAAGCUCCGAUCUAGCACUCCAAAGGAAGACGCUACAGAUUGUGCUUGCAGCUCGCCAGCCUUUAACAAUGGACGAGUUGCGGGAAGCCCUGAGCGUUACUCCUGGAGAUACAGCUUGGGAUCCUUCUAAACUUCUAAAUAAUGUGUACUCAGCACUAGCUUGCUGUGGAUGCCUGCUUACUGUUGAUGAGGAGGAGCUUACUGUCCGGGUUAUACAUCACAGCGUCAAGCAGUACAUCCUCAAUACCAACUUUCCGUUUGAAGAGGCACAAAGGAUGUUGGCAGACACUGUUGUCACGUACCUCGGCUACGGCGUCUUCGGGACUGAGCUAUCGAGAGUGAAGUUCCAUCCUAUAGUAGUACAAUCCGCACCAUCUAAGAUCGUGCAAGCUACUAUUAGCUCGUCAAGCAACGCUCGUCAGCUGGCUAUAAAGCUUCUCGGAUCCAGACGGCAAUAUGAAUUUGAUAUGAGCAAAGCUCUCGUGGAAGCGCACAGCUCCCUCAACUCCAAGCCAGAGCAUGUAUUCGGAUUCUAUACUUAUGCAAAGAGCUAUUGGCAGGACCAUGUAUUUUAUGUAUCUGGACACAAAGCCGGAAUUUUCAACCUUUGUUCUAAGCUGAUCUAUAGUCGUGCGUCUGAGCUUAAGAAGGCGGACAAGGACUACUGGACACAUUUCCAGUGGGCUGCCGAGAAUGGGAACAGGAAUGUUCUUGCGCUGUUACUACAGACUGGGAAGGCUGACAUUGAGGCGAAAAACAGCGACGGAUGGACGGCGCUGAUGCAGGCGGCAAGAGACGGACAUAGAGACACAGUCAAGGUGCUGCUUACUAUUGGCAAGGCUGACGUUGAGGCAAAAGACAACGACGGAUGGACGGCGCUGAUGCUGGCG